AUGAGCGAGCUUACUGUUCUGUUGGGGAGGUUGGUCAUCGACAACUAUUGGCCAAUGCCUAGGGACUUAGACGAGGUGGAAAGAUUCGCCCACAGAUUCGAGUGUUUGCGACUCGCACUAGUUUGCUGGAGCUUCCACUCGAUCGUCAAGUCCAAGAACAACCGUCUAAUCUUGAGGAAUGAUGCCCUGAAGGAAUAUGUCGACAGCCUCAUCGACUCUCCUUUCUGUGUGCUGUCGCUGACGCCUGCGACUAUCAAACUAGAUAUGGCAGGAUAUCAUCUCGAACAUCUGAUACCUUCACAUUCACAGUGGCUUGGGCGACUCAUCCUGGACCGCAUGUGGUCGUUGCACGCGCCGAUCGGCCUGCUUCCACCGCGCUCCAUGCCCGGGUUGACAGACCUCAAUUUGGUCAUCUACGAUGACCUAUCCACCGGCCUCACCUUUGACUCAGAGUUGGACAUCCUGCGUCUUCUGUCCUCGCGUCUCCCAGCCCUCGAGAACCUCAAGAUCACUGCGCUACUUGACCAUGACAAAGACGAACACUAUGGACAACUCAUGGACGCAUUGAGACACAACUGCUUUGACUCCCUAAAGGUGCUGUGGAUCGAUGACGAUAUAUAUAAUCACGGGGUCCUCUCAUUUGCUGUUCUUGGCUCGCCAUCUACAUUCUUCUCCGCCCUUCGCCAUUUCAGCCAUCUUGAGCGCCUCAUACUUGGCAUCGCUUAUCAACCAGGCAUGGUGUACAAUACCAACGCCUUCUACAAAUCGCUCAUUGUCUACCUUGAGGGCGCUACUUCUUUGUGCGGGUUGGAGCUGAAGCACUUUUAUCCACAGUUGGCGUCAAAGGCACCCUACCGGCACAUUGUUCAGCACCCGAGCAAUCUCACAUACUGGUUGAUGGAAGUUGUUCGCAACACCAUCCCAACGCAUUCUCUCGCCCGUGACCAGACAUCUGACGAGUCUUCACCUGGGCUUUGGAGUGUCUGGAGGACGAAGACGAUCGUGAUGACCAAGACAUUGAGUACAGCGAUGAGCUCAUCGAGUCGCUCAACAACGUCGAUCAACUCAAUCUUUACAAUUGCAAUCUGA
Messenger RNA from Acytostelium subglobosum LB1, 1089 nucleotides. RefSeq lists its product as hypothetical. Bases 1 to 1089 code for a protein of 362 amino acids. The transcript has a single exon. The record is from RefSeq and is a predicted model, not a curated record. Lineage: Eukaryota; Evosea; Eumycetozoa; Acytosteliales; Acytosteliaceae.